AUGCAACAUACGAAAAUUUCAUUAAUCUCUUUAUUAAUCGAUUUAUUGGUGUCUAUUCUUCUUACAUCAGCGUUGAUUUUUAUCCGUCUUUCAGUUUUACCAUUGAUAUCUGCUAUUGAUGAAUAUCAAACAUCUCUUGGCAAUAAAAUUGACAAUAAGCAUGAUAUAAAUUCUUUAUCAACACAAAUUUGUAAUUACAACAAACAAAAUCUUACUUCUGCUGAUGAUGAAUUAUUAUCAAAUUCAUAUGUACAACAAAAUAUAAUGAAUUAUUACAAAGAACAUUUACAACAACAAUAUAAUUUAAUGAUAGAUCAAAUUCUAUCAUCACGAUUAUCUUCGAUCGAUGAUAUUUAUAUUGACACAAUUAUAACUAAAGUGAAAGAUUGA
Molecule: messenger RNA, 390 nt
Organism: Rotaria sp. Silwood1
Lineage: Eukaryota; Metazoa; Rotifera; Eurotatoria; Philodinida; Philodinidae
Source: the annotation of a GenBank genome assembly